This is a messenger RNA of Procambarus clarkii (red swamp crayfish), 1758 nucleotides long. The record is from RefSeq and is a predicted model, not a curated record. NCBI's taxonomy places the organism in Eukaryota, Metazoa, Arthropoda, Malacostraca, Decapoda, Cambaridae.
AUGAAGGCAGGUCGCCUUAAAGAGGAGAGGCAGCAUCACAGGGCAGUGGCAGCCCACGCAAGAGGAGAGGCAGCAUCACAGGGCAGUGUCAGCCCACGCAAGAGGCGAGGCAGCAUCACAGGGCAGUGUCAGCCCACGCAAGAGGCGAGGCAGCAUCACAGGGCAGUGGCAGCCCCCGCAAGAGGCGAGGCAGCAUCACAGGGCAGUGGCAGCCCACGCAAGAGGAGAGGCAGCAUCACAGGGCAGUGGCAGCCCACGCAAGAGGAGAGGCAGCAUCACAGGGCAGUGGCAGCCCACGCAAGAGGCGAGGCAGCAUCACAGGGCAGUGGCAGCCCCCGCAAGAGGAGAGGCAGCAUCACAGGGCAGUGGCAGCCCACGCAAGAGGAGAGGCAGCAUCACAGAGCAGUGGCAGCCCACGCAAGAGGCGAGGCAGCAUCACAGGGCAGUGUCAGCCCACGCAAGAGGCGAGGCAGCAUCACAGGGCAGUGGCAGCACCCGCAAGAGGCGAGGCAGCAUCACAGGGCAGUGUCAGCCCACGCAAGAGGCGAGGCAGCAUCACAGGGCAGUGGCAGCACCCGCAAGAGGCGAGGCAGCAUCACAGGGCAGUGUCAGCCCACGCAAGAGGAGAGGCAGCAUCACAGGGCAGUGUCAGCCCACGCAAGAGGCGAGGCAGCAUCACAGGCAGUGUCAGCCCACGCAAGAGGCGAGGCAGCAUCACAGGCAGUGGCAGCCCACGCAAGAGGCGAGGCAGCAUCACAGGGCAGUGUCAGCCCACGCAAGAGGCGAGGCAGCAUCACAGAGCAGUGGCAGCCCACGCAAGAGGCGAGGCAGCAUCACAGGGCAGUGGCAGCCCACGCAAGAGGCGAGGCAGCAUCACAGGGCAGUGGCAGCCCACGCAAGAGGAGAGGCAGCAUCACAGGGCAGUGGCAGCCCACGCAAGAGGCGAGGCAGCAUCACAGGGCAGUGGCAGCCCCCGCAAGAGGAGAGGCAGCAUCACAGGGCAGUGGCAGCCCACGCAAGAGGAGAGGCAGCAUCACAGGGCAGUGUCAGCCCACGCAAGAGGCGAGGCAGCAUCACAGGGCAGUGUCAGCCCACGCAAGAGGAGAGGCAGCAUCACAGGCAGUGGCAGCCCACGCAAGAGGAGAGGCAGCAUCACAGGGCAGUGUCAGCCCACGCAAGAGGCGAGGCAGCAUCACAGGGCAGUGUCAGCCCACGCAAGAGGCGAGGCAGCAUCACAGAGCAGUGGCAGCCCACGCAAGAGGCGAGGCAGCAUCACAGGGCAGUGUCAGCCCACGCAAGAGGCGAGGCAGCAUCACAGGGCAGUGGCAGCACCCGCAAGAGGCGAGGCAGCAUCACAGGGCAGUGUCAGCCCACGCAAGAGAAGAGGCAGCAUCACAGGGCAGUGUCAGCCCACGCAAGAGGCGAGGCAGCAUCACAGGGCAGUGUCAGCCCACGCAAGAGGCGAGGCAGCAUCACAGGGCAGUGGCAGCCCACGCAAGAGGCGAGGCAGCAUCACAGGGCAGUGUCAGCCCACGCAAGAGGCGAGGCAGCAUCACAGAGCAGUGGCAGCCCACGCAAGAGGCGAGGCAGCAUCACAGGGCAGUGGCAGCCCACGCAAGAGGCGAGGCAGCAUCACAGGGCAGUGGCAGCCCACGCAAGAGGCGAGGCAGCAUCACAGGGCAGUGUCAGCCCACGCAAGAGGCGAGGCAGCAUCACAGGGCAGUGUCAGCCCACGCAAGCACCACUGGCAAAGUGUAA